This is a messenger RNA of Doryrhamphus excisus (bluestripe pipefish), 2140 nucleotides long. It is a transcript of the gene mettl14, whose product is annotated as methyltransferase 14, N6-adenosine-methyltransferase non-catalytic subunit. Gene Ontology annotation, biological process: mRNA modification. Lineage: Eukaryota; Metazoa; Chordata; Actinopteri; Syngnathiformes; Syngnathidae. Gene Ontology annotation, cellular component: nucleus; RNA N6-methyladenosine methyltransferase complex. The record is from RefSeq and is a predicted model, not a curated record. Gene Ontology annotation, molecular function: mRNA binding.
AAACGAGAAGGGCGGUGCCAUGAGUUAAGACUUUGCCGCUAAUAUUUUUGGAUCUCCAACAUAAGUGACGUGUUAUAAUUGAUAUUUUUAAGUUCAAAUAGUAUACAUCGUGUCGUUGUAUAUUUUAUUUAAAAAAGGUACAGACUUUAACUAUCACUCGCUCUAAAUCAAACGUCCUGGUGGUUUACAACGAGUGCUCACACAUUCGGCGGGUAUCAAACGUUAGCUAGCUGUUUCAUUAACAGCGAGCCAUUCGCAUUUUUAAACAAUCCUAUGUAUUAAUUUAUCAAACCUGGACUGGACCGGAUAAGACAGAUAGGAGCGCAAAAGACGAAAUGAACAGUCGACUGCAGGAAAUUCGAGAGCGACAAAAACUUCGGCGGCAUCUUCUCGCUCAGCAGCUGGGAGCUGAGAGCGCAGACAGCAUCGGUGCUGUGCUGAACAGUAAAGAUGAGCUCAAAGAGAUAGAAGAAACUAGAGAAACAUGCAGGUCAUCAUUGGAUACAUCUGCCCCACCCUCCAAAAAGAAGGCACUGACAGAAGGUGAUGACACAGAGGAAGAUGUGGAGGAACAAAAAGAUGAGUUGGAGGUGCAGCAGCCAGAGGAAAGCAACCCAUAUGAGGAAGUCUACAAGGACUCAAGUACUUUCCUCAAGGGUACACAGAGUUUGAACCCUCACAACGAUUACUGCCAACACUUUGUGGACACGGGUCACAGGCCACAGAACUUCAUUCGAGAUGUUGGCUUGGCUGAUCGAUUUGAGGAGUACCCUAAACUCAGAGAACUGAUCCGACUGAAGGACGAACUCAUCUCCAGCACCAACACUCCUCCCAUGUACCUGCAAGCCGACCCGGAGCACUUUGACCUCCAGGAUUUAAAAAGCGAGUUUGACGUCAUUCUUCUUGAGCCUCCUUUAGAGGAAUACUACAGAGAAUCGGGCAUCAGCCACACAGAGCGCUUCUGGACCUGGGAUGAUAUCAUGAAGCUGGAGAUUGAGGAGAUCUCUGCCCUCCGUUCCUUUGUCUUUCUCUGGUGUGGCUCAGGUGAAGGCCUGGACCUGGGAAGAAUGUGUUUAAGGAAAUGGGGCUUCAGGCGCUGUGAAGAUAUCUGCUGGAUCAAGACCAACAAGAAUAACCCAGGAAAGACCAAGGCUCUGGACCCAAAAGCUGUGUUUCAGAGGACCAAGGAGCACUGCCUGAUGGGAAUCAAAGGAACAGUGCGAAGAAGCACGGACGGCGACUUCAUCCAUGCCAAUGUGGACAUUGACUUGAUUAUUACAGAGGAGCCCGAGAUGGGCAAUGUGGAGAAGCCAGUAGAGAUCUUCCACAUCAUUGAACACUUUUGUUUGGGCCGCAGGAGGCUGCACCUUUUCGGACGAGACUCGACCAUAAGACCAGGCUGGCUGACCGUUGGCCCCACAUUGACCAACAGUAACUUCAACCCAGAGACCUAUGCCGCACAUUUUGCUUUGCCCGACUCCCACCUGUCCGGCUGCACUGAGGAGAUAGAGCGACUGCGACCCAAGUCGCCGCCUGCUAAGAUGAAAUCAGAGCGUGGUGGCGGGCCGGCUAGAGGGGGGCGUGGCGGUCCAAAUGUCGGCAGAGGUGGAGAGAGAGGCCGGGAAAGAAAUAGACCAAAUUUCCGUGGGGACAGGGGCGGCUUCCGCGGACGGGGAGGACCACAUCGAGGAUUUCCCCCUCGCUAGCACAAAAACCGGUAACCAGACUUGGUAGAGGUUGAUGAAUAUAGCAUCAGGUACAUGUGUACAAAUAUUGUCAAGGCAGUGACACAUCUCUGUAAGGAGACACUUACUCUAUCUGGAUACUUUUCUCGAGUUUUUGGCCCCCAGCAAUAUUGUUGUACUGUCAAUCCAGAGUCAUUAGUACACUAAUGAUUAUCCAGGAAUGUCUACUGUACUGCAAUCUCAAUUAUAUUCUGUCUGAAUGGUAUUUUUUUAACUCCAUCUCACAAAGAGACUUUUUUUUUUUUAAAAACAAGGUUAAAAUCCCAAAAGUCAAAAUAACAUGUAAAUGGAAACCAUAGUAGGGUUUGGUGCAAACUAAACAACAGAGGACCUUCCACUUUUCAUGACCAUUGUUGUUUUUUUUUGUGUGUCCAAAUAAAUAAACCUGUUCUCAA